AGUGUCGUUUUAGGUAGGCGCCAGGUAGGCGACGACAGAUCUUUCGCCCGCGAAUCUGUCGGAAGAGGAUGAACAGCCGCCUGCAGGAGAUCAGAGAGCGGCAGAAAUUGCGCCGGCAGCUCCUGGCUCAGCAGCUUGGGGCUGAAAGUGCUGAUAGCAUUGGUGCAGUAUUGAAUAGCAAGGAUGAGCAGAGGGAAAUUGCUGAAACAAGGGAAGCAUGCAGGGCCGCUUAUGAUACAUCUGCACCAAAUGCCAAACGCAGAUAUCCAGAUGAGGGAGAAGCUGAUGAAGAAGAAAUAGAAGAAUAUAAGGAUGAAGUAGAAUUGCAACAAGAUGAAGAGAACCUGCCCUAUGAAGAGGAAAUUUACAAAGAUUCCAGUACUUUUCUUAAGGGGACCCAGAGCUUAAACCCUCAUAAUGAUUAUUGCCAACACUUUGUGGAUACUGGACACAGGCCUCAGAACUUCAUCAGAGAUGUGGGCUUAGCAGACAGGUUUGAAGAAUACCCAAAGCUUCGAGAGCUUAUCAGACUGAAGGAUGAGCUAAUAUCUAAAUCAAACACUCCCCCUAUGUAUUUACAAGCUGACUUGGAGGCUUUUGAUAUGCGUGAACUCAAGUUCAAGUUUGAUGUGAUUCUUUUGGAGCCGCCAUUGGAAGAAUACUAUAGGGAGACUGGCAUUACAGCUAAUGAGAAGUGCUGGAAUUGGGAUGAAAUUAUGAAGCUAGAUAUAGAGGAGCUAGCUUCCCCGCGUUCUUUUGUCUUCCUUUGGUGUGGUUCCGGGGAGGGCCUUGAUCUUGGCAGAAUGUGUUUGCGUAAAUGGGGCUAUAGAAGAUGUGAAGACAUCUGUUGGAUUAAAACCAACAAAAACAAUCCUGGGAAGACCAAGACUCUGGACCCUAAGGCUGUCUUUCAAAGAACAAAGGAACACUGCCUUAUGGGCAUUAAAGGAACAGUCCGUCGUAGUACGGAUGGGGACUUUAUCCAUGCUAAUGUCGACAUAGAUUUAAUUAUUACAGAAGAGCCUGAAAUUGGCAAUAUAGAGAAACCAGUGGAAAUAUUUCUCAUUGAACAUUUUUGCCUUGGAAGACGACGGCUUCACCUCUUUGGCCGGGAUAGCACAAUCCGACCAGGCUGGCUAACCGUGGGACCCACACUCACAAACAGCAACUUCAAUGCAGAAACAUAUACAUCCUAUUUCACAGCUCCAAAUUCCAACCUAACUGGCUGUACAGAAGAGAUUGAGAGACUCAGACCUAAAUCGCCGCCGCCCAAAGACCGAGGUGGUGGCGCACAGGGUGGAGGAAGAGGCGGGACUUCAGCUGGCCGAGGAGAAAGGGGCAGAGAGAGAAACAGAACAAAUUUUCGGGGGGAAAGGGGAGGGUUCCGGGGAGGACGGGGUGGUACCCACCGGGGCGGCUUUCCGCCUCGUUGAACGUAUCAAAGUCUCAAUCUUGCCCUGCCUUAGUACAACUGCUUUUCCUUUGUUUAAAGUCUUCAUUCUGCUGAGCUUGUACUUAUUAGCGACUGAGUCCAGAAUUUUAGUACCGACUGUAUUCUUUCUUUUUUAUAUACAUGCUGCUUGAGCCAGCCCAUUUACAGCACAUCAGCUUCCUAGAUGAGCAACAUCCAGUGCUUGUGACAGAUCUCAUUCUCAAAAGUUGAAAUCA
Messenger RNA from Lacerta agilis (Sand lizard), 1668 nucleotides. It is a transcript of the gene METTL14, whose product is annotated as methyltransferase like 14. The record is from RefSeq and is a predicted model, not a curated record. Gene Ontology annotation, cellular component: RNA N6-methyladenosine methyltransferase complex; nucleus. Gene Ontology annotation, molecular function: mRNA binding. NCBI's taxonomy places the organism in Eukaryota, Metazoa, Chordata, Lepidosauria, Squamata, Lacertidae.